AUGAAGGCAGCACUGACCCUCCUGGCUCUUGCUCUCCUUCAUAUCUGCUCUUCUUUUCCCAUCAGACACCCCACAAACUGGCUCAGACAAUGUCGCGCCUCCACCGACCUCUCCAUCACAGCACUGGAGGUGCUGCCGGGCGGAGGCUGGGACAACCUCCGGAACAUGGACAUGGGUCGGGUCAUGAACCUCAGCUACUUCCAGUGCCAGACCACCGAGGACGGAUUCUACCUGAUCCCAGAUGAGGUGUUUGUCAUCCCGCACAAGGAGACAGGCGUGGAGACAAGCUCAGAGAUAAUCAGCUCCUGGCUGGAGCAGACAAGCUCUACAUCUCACUCCAUAAAUGUAGAGGUAUCAUUCCUUUCAAAGCUGAAUGCAAAAUUCUCUACAGAGAACAAGAGGAUGAAAACCCAUCAGGUCAAAGACUCUUCAACCACAACCAGAGUGCAAGUUCGUAACUUCAUCUACACAGUGAAGGCUUAUCCAGACUUCACUCUGGACACACGCUUUGCUCAACAAGCCAAAGAGAUUGCUGAUGCGAUUGAAAACAACCAAACAAGGAACGCAGACUAUCUCUCAGAGAAGAUGGUGCUGGACUACGGAACCCAUGUUAUCACUAGUGUUGAUGCUGGGGCUUCUUUGGUGCAGGAAGACUACCUCCAUUCGUCAUAUGUGUCGGAUAGUUCGUCAGAAAGUUCCUCCGUCAAAGCUGAGGCAGGCUUAAGCUUUUUUGACAAACUCAAGUUUGACAUAAGCAGUGAAAACACCCAACAGAGCUCAUCACUCAAAGCGUAUCAGUCCAAUAUUACAUACUCUAUUACCCAGAGCCAUGGAGGCAUACCUUUCUAUCCUGGCAUCACUCUGCAGAAGUGGCAGGAAAGUACCAGGAACAACCUGAUUGCUAUUGAUCGGUCUGGAUUUCCCCUCCACUACUUUAUAAACACAAACACCUUCCCUGAUUUGCCGCAGCCUACAGUUGGCAAAGUGGCUGUUGCAGUGAGUCAGGCCAUAGAGCGAUACUACAGGAUCAACACGCGGCCU
Molecule: messenger RNA, 1041 nt
Organism: Epinephelus lanceolatus (giant grouper)
Lineage: Eukaryota; Metazoa; Chordata; Actinopteri; Perciformes; Serranidae
Source: RefSeq, a predicted model, not a curated record